Molecule: messenger RNA, 2905 nt
Organism: Frieseomelitta varia
Lineage: Eukaryota; Metazoa; Arthropoda; Insecta; Hymenoptera; Apidae
Product: synaptic vesicle glycoprotein 2B
Exons: 10
Coding region: 484-2136 (550 amino acids)
Biological process (GO): transmembrane transport
Cellular component (GO): membrane
Molecular function (GO): transmembrane transporter activity
Source: RefSeq, a predicted model, not a curated record
GUAACUUUUAGCGUUGAAAUUUUUCAUCUAAAUUCUCUCGUUUGUAUUGCUCUUUAAUAACAGGUAUUUAAGUGCAUUUUAAGUGAUAACCUUGACGUAAUUUCGCAUAAUAUCGUCGAUAAGUUUGAGAAUAUCCGUCAUAUUUUUCUACGUUAAACACACGUGGUUUUCAUGACAUUUAACGGUGACAGAUCGAUCGAUCAUUAAUUGACCCACUUGUUUUGGACCACGGAUCCUUGAAUCUUAAUCUCGCGAAAAUUCCACGCUCGUACGCAGACUCGCAAGUGAGCGCAGAACCUAGCCCCGCCGACGAGCAGCAGCAGAUCAGCGCAGAUUCAGCAGGAGGACUUCGCCGAGAUCCAGCAAUCCGCAAGGACAAGAUCAAUCUGAUAUCGAUCGAGGUGCAUCGUCGAGCACGAAGAUUUCUCAUCUAACUCAAUUAAAAAACCGCCAGACUUCACCCAACUGCGCCGACAUCGUAGAAUGGUAGAGAGUGAACUUAACUCAAAGCACAAUCAUAAGUGUGAUGUAAAAGACGAGCGGCUAAACGGCUGUGGCUCUAAGGAUCUCGAACUUGCCCGUAUUGGAACAGCGGGCAAGACCCUAGAUCCAGAGAAAGGAUCCAUUGUUAAAGCAGACUUCGAGAAGGCUAUUGAACUUGCCGACUAUGGCAAAUUUCACUACUUCCUCCUCACAGUAUGCGGCUUCGUCAGCACCAGCGAGGAGAUGGACGUAAUCUCUAUGUCCUUCAUCCUACCUAGUGCACAAUGUGACCUAAAGCUCGAUACCCAAGCCAAGGGAUGGCUCAACUCGAUCAUCUUCAUCGGCAUGAUGGCAGGUGCUUAUGCCUGGGGCUCUGUAGCGGAUGCCCUAGGCCGUCGGAAGGUUCUCAUCGCCAUCUCCUUCACGAAUGCACUUUGCAUCGUUGCCUCCAGCUUCAGCCAGUCCUAUGAACUGUUCAUGUUCUUCCGUUUUCUAAAUGGCGCCGCACUUGGCGGCAGUGGACCUGUGAUCUGGUCAUACUUUGCUGAAUUUCAACCAAAAGCAAAACGGGGCUCGAUGCUGUCCUUUAUGGCUGCAUUCUGGACACUUGGAAAUCUUUUUGUUGCUGGUUUAGCAUGGUCGAUCAUCCCUAAUGACAUUGGUAUCGUAAGUCCAUCGUUCACAUAUAAUUCUUGGCGAAUCUUCCUGCUGAUCUGCGCUGCUCCAUCGUUUAUCGUCGCGGGGCUGCUCCUACUGCUCCCUGAAUCCCCCAAAUACCUCUUGUCCUGCGGAAGACAUGAGGAAGCGCUCGAUAUCUUCCGCGGGAUCUAUGCCAUUAACACUGGCAAACCGCGUGAUAGUUACACGGUAAAAGAAUUAAUUUUGGACGACUUCCAAGAACCGGAAACGAAGAAGAGUACCAUUGAGAAGAAUAAAUACAAAACAAUGCUCGCUGACAUUGUAGACAAUAGCAAACAACUGUUCAUCUCGCCGAUACUUCGUUUCACCAUGAUAUCCAUCAUCAUCAAUUUCACAUUUCAUAUUGGUUAUUACGGUUUGAUGAUGUGGUUCCCGGAAUUGUUCAAUCGUUUCGACGAAUUUCACCGCGAUCACCCUGACAAGAUCGCUUCGAUAUGUCAAGUGACCGACUACGUAGUUGAAAAGGGUUCUCAGAAUGUCGAGAAUCUUUGCUCGGACAAAAUCGGCGCCUCCGUUUUUAUGGAAUCGUUGAUCACCGUUGCGUCCGCCAUACCUGCGAAUAUCGUUGCUGUUCUAGGAAUGGAUCGUCUUGGUCGCAAAUUCUUCUUAGUGUUCAGUACAUUUUCAUCGGGGCUCUGUUCAAUCGGAUUGUACUUCGUAUACAAUAAGCAUCAUAAUCUGAUCGUUUCGGCAAUUUUCAGCGGCGUGAUAAGCUGCGGAAACGCGGCCUUAGAUUGUCUAAUAACUGAAGUUUUUCCAACGCCACUACGCGCUACGGGAAUUGCUAUUUCCAUGGUUGCGGCACGUCUCGGUGGAAUUAUCGGUAACAUCGUAAUCGCUCAACUCUUGGACAUGUAUUGUCCAGCGCCAACUUUCAUCGUUGCUGCUCUUCUAAUAGGUGGAGGAUUAUUGUGCUUAUUCUUACCAAACACAACUCGGGAACCGCUUUCUUGACACCAGUGGAGAAUUAUAUCAGACCGAUUGAACCGAUGUACAGUACCUUUCAAUAGAUGCACUUUUCAAAUUGAUAAACUUAUCACGUUUCAGAGCGUUGUACGUUCAUAUAUUCGUUCGCAUUUAUUCAUGAAACGAUUCAUUGUGAACAAUGUACAUCCCGACGAAUUGAGCAUCACAUUUCUAUUUUACAUAUCAAUCCUUGAAUGAUAAUAAACAACGUAGUAUUAACAAUUAGAAUUCAUAGUAGAUAGUAGAUGAUAUUUUUUUGAGAAUAAAUGAAACAAGAAUGCAGAAUUUCCUACAUUUUUUUCUUUGUAAAGAAAUAUAAAGGCGUUAUGCUAUUUCUGUCAUAUAUUCAGUACUAGAUAUUCGAUAGAACGUCGAUGUCACCCUCCAAUUGUGUGUGAAUUUUGUUUACUGUCGUUAAACGUGAAACGUAGAGAGAUGUACCAUCGACAUCUACCGCUGAUUAUUCAUUUUGGUAUUUGUAACAUUUUUGUUAUGUACUUUUGUAUCUCUCUGUCCAUAUUUCAGACGUAGCCAUCAUAUUUAUAAGGUGUAACAGUUACGAGAUGUUUGAAAUGUAAAACAACGGUGUAACAAUGAAAAAAAAAAAGUAAAGAAACUUAACUAAAUUUUUUACUUUACAAAUUACCUAGUAACCUUUUAGAUGUAAUUAUUAUGAAAUAUAAAACUGAACGUAGAAAAUACUUAGGAAGAGAAUGUUAAAUACCAAAGAUUAUGUAAUAAAAGUUUUGAAUUUUAA